Molecule: messenger RNA, 1354 nt
Organism: Eucalyptus grandis
Lineage: Eukaryota; Viridiplantae; Streptophyta; Magnoliopsida; Myrtales; Myrtaceae
Exons: 1
Coding region: 36-863 (275 amino acids)
Source: RefSeq, a predicted model, not a curated record
AUAUACACGCUCCCUCUGUCGAUCGCACUCUAUGUAUGUCAAUCCCCUUAAGAGCUUCUUCAUCUUCCCGCAUUUUUUUUCUUUCAUUUUUUCUUCUUCUUCUUCUUUUUUUCUUGAAUUCUCCGUUGAAUUUCCGAUCUUGGGUCGGUCUUGUUUCGUCCAAAUUCGCCGGAAUCCGGCCGCUCCCGAUGGCCAAAGGCCGGAGACUGACGUCCAGCCGGAGCGAGCGCUUGCUGGGGAGCUACGGCUACGGCCACCACGGCUUCGGGGCCGCCGCCAACGGGAACGACGCCGCCGAGUUCGACGAGGACGAAGUCUGGUCGGCCGCGGACGGUGGCGGGGCGGACGCCAUGCGGGAGGACGGCGGCAUGGAGGGCUCGCAGCUGGGGUGGGCCACGCUCGCCGCCGAGGACGGGGGCGGCGGCGGCGGCGGCGGCGGCGGGGGGAGGCGGAGCCGGACCGCGCGCGGCGGGCUGUCGUUUGCGUUCGAGGACUCCGGGGUCCGGCCGUCGUCGAGGAUCGUGCACCAGUUCCGGGGGAACGACGCGGCGGCGGCGUCCUCGUCGCCGCGCGGCGGGCACGGGCACCACAUGGCCACGUCGGCGCCGGUGAACGUGCCGGACUGGAGCAAGAUAUACCGGGUCGGCUCGGUGGAGUCGAUGCACGACUCGGACGAGGGGCUCGACGACGGCGGCGGCGACGCCGGGAUGGUGCCGCCGCACGAGUACCUGGCCCGGGAGUACGCCCGGAGCCAGAAGUCCGCCGCCACGUCGGUCUUCGAGGGCGUCGGCCGGACGCUGAAGGGGCGGGACAUGCGGCGAAUGCGCGACGCGGUGUGGAGCCAAACCGGGUUCGACGGCUAAUAAUACUCGAUACGACCGCCGCCGCUACCGCCACCAUUACCACCACCGCCACCGCCGCGGCCGCUAUCCUUAUAUAAUUAGAUUCGCCGUCGAUAAAAAAAUGUAAUAUCGGGACGAGAAGAGGGGGUUGGGAAUUGUAUUCAUCAUUGUUAACGGUAAGAAUUUUUUUUUUUUUUUAAUCUCGGGCAGUGAUUCGGCCGGGACGGGUCGGGUUCGGGGUCGAACCCGGGCCGACCCGGGAUCCGAGUGAGCCCGAGCCCGAUUGAAGAUUUUCUGUGUCUCCUCUGUUUUUGGUUAGGUUGAAAUUCAAGAGGUCUUCAAAUUUCUGUCUUAAAGAGGAGAAAAGAGUCAUGUUCUACCUUAUAGCCAAAUCUCAGUGUAAUGGAUUGUGGGUGUAGUGUUAGAGAGAGAGAGAGAGAGAGCUACGGUUCAUAUUUUUCUUUAUUUUAUGACCAAUAUCUCUAAAUUAAUAUUCUUUAUUUCCCCAUUUU